Ostrinia furnacalis (Asian corn borer) is the source of this 850-nucleotide messenger RNA. RefSeq names its product ADP-ribosylation factor related protein 1 (gene Arfrp1). Gene Ontology annotation, biological process: intracellular protein transport; protein localization to Golgi apparatus; Golgi to plasma membrane protein transport. The record is from RefSeq and is a predicted model, not a curated record. NCBI's taxonomy places the organism in Eukaryota, Metazoa, Arthropoda, Insecta, Lepidoptera, Crambidae. Bases 89 to 700 code for a protein of 203 amino acids. Gene Ontology annotation, cellular component: Golgi apparatus. Gene Ontology annotation, molecular function: GTPase activity; GTP binding. The transcript has 5 exons.
AAUAGCAAACAAAUGAUUGCGUGUUUAUUUUGUGAAGCUCGAGUUUACAAUUUAUUUAUUUAGAAAUUCCAAACAAUAAUGGUCUAAAAUGUACACAUUAAUACAUGGUUUCUACAAGUAUAUUAUUCAAAAAGACGAAUACUGUGUGUUAAUAUUAGGUUUGGACAAUGCGGGAAAAACUACUUAUUUGGAAGCAGCUAAAACUAAAUUUACGAGGAAAUAUAAAGCAAUGAAUCCAAACAGGAUAACCACGACAGUUGGACUUAACAUAGGCAAAAUAGAUGUGGAUGGAGUCAUGCUGAACUUUUGGGACCUAGGCGGACAACAAGAACUUCAAUCUCUCUGGGACAAAUACUAUGCAGAGUGUCAUGCCGUCAUUUACAUUGUGGAUUCGUCUGACAGAGAGAGAGUAUCUGAAUCGAAGGAAACCUUUGACAGGAUGAUAGCAUCGGAGCACCUCUCCGGAGUCCCACUACUGGUGUUAGCCAACAAGCAAGACAUUCCAGACUGCAUGGGCGUGCACACGGUCAAGCCCAUCUUCAACCAGAACGCCCACCUCAUCGGCGCCAGAGACAUCAUGUUGAUGGCCACUUCUGCUUUAAAUGGAGAUGGUGUAGAUGAAGGCAUUCGAUGGCUAGUGGACUGCAUCAAAAGGAACAGCGUUGACCGACCACCGCGGAAUCACGACGACAACUUAUAGUACGACGGCGUCACCUGCAUUUAUCACACGUCCACGGCGCGAAAUACAUUGAAUAAUAAUGAGUUUUCCUAUUUAGAUAAUGCUGUGACUCGAUCCAUUGUUUUGUACAUACUGUAUUGACAUUAAGAAUAAAACAUUAGUAAAACUGUG